UCAACUUCAAGUGGGUAUCAGACCGGCAUUAUCGUUACAACGACUGGAUGGCUCUCCUCAUGGUCGUCAACAUUUGCUCCCACAAAUCCAGGAAACAAUCAACACAAAACCAAACAUCACAAAAACAAAAACAAAAGAUUCCCAGAAACUACAACCAUCAUGAAGCUCGCUGCUCUAUUCUUCUUUGCCUUUGCCACCAGCCAGGUCAUUGCAGGCUCACUUCGCAAUCUCCAACGCUGCCAAGAGGUACCCCCGAAUACGGCCUGCCCUUACAUCUAUGACCCUGUGGAGUGUGGUUCCAGCUACAGCUGCUCCUAUGACAAUGAGUGUUUGGCUACUGCGGCUGGAUACAACAUUGACUACUGUCAACCUGCUGAGCCUCUCUGCCCAGAGCCAGGCAACAACCUUUGCCCCCGUAAUUUGUAUCCGGUUGCCUGCCCGAAUCGAAUCGGUGGAGAAUGCAUCUACGACAAUGCAUGCCUUGCUCAAGCCGCCAACUUUGUGAAUUGCUCCCCGGUCUAUGAAGAAUGCCGUGAACCAGGUGACAAUCGAUGCUCUCGCGAGCAGAAGCCCGUUUUGUGCGGAGACCAAUAUCAAUGCGAGUUUUCCAAUGAGUGCUUGGCACAGGCAGCUGACUAUGUGGAUUGCAUCUCUGCGUUCUAAUGCAGUGUGCCUGCCAGACAGAACCACAAUGAUACCAGCCAGCUGAAGAAGCACAGAUAGAACUGUAUAUUUAUAAGAUUGAUAAUUCUUAGAAAGAAGAAGAAUAUAUCGCUCUUCUGGCUCUGUUAUCGGCAACAGAUGCAUGGUUUGUUGACGAGCACAAUCAAGGAGCCGCAAGGGAAGCAAGACUCAUAAAAGAAAACUAUCGUCUGACAAAUUAUCGAUUCGUAAUGCCUACAGUCAUGGUGUUGAAAAACAACCAACACAGAACAGAGCUAGACACUUAUUUAGUGCCUAGACACUCAAACAGCAUCCAU
This is a messenger RNA of Seminavis robusta, 980 nucleotides long. The record is from the annotation of a GenBank genome assembly. Lineage: Eukaryota; Bacillariophyta; Bacillariophyceae; Naviculales; Naviculaceae.